Molecule: messenger RNA, 174 nt
Organism: Parastagonospora nodorum SN15
Lineage: Eukaryota; Fungi; Ascomycota; Dothideomycetes; Pleosporales; Phaeosphaeriaceae
Exons: 2
Coding region: 1-174 (57 amino acids)
Source: RefSeq, a predicted model, not a curated record
AUGUCUUUGACCGGCAUGCCUAUCUCAUUAAUCUUACACGCUGGUACACCUGAGGUAUGGUCACAACUUCUUCUCCCAGAACUCCAUCGACUCGACGAAGAAGACCUGCCAAUGUGCUUCGAAAGUCUUCUUGAACUCCAGGCGAUAUGUUACAAUCAGAAAGACUCUACGUGA